Molecule: messenger RNA, 1758 nt
Organism: Exophiala aquamarina CBS 119918
Lineage: Eukaryota; Fungi; Ascomycota; Eurotiomycetes; Chaetothyriales; Herpotrichiellaceae
Product: stress-induced-phosphoprotein 1
Exons: 3
Coding region: 1-1758 (585 amino acids)
Molecular function (GO): Hsp90 protein binding
Source: RefSeq, a predicted model, not a curated record
AUGGCCGACGCCCUUAAGGCAGAGGGAAACAAAGCCUUUGCCGCCAAAGACUUUGAGACUGCUAUUGAAAAAUUCUCCCAAGCAAUCGAGCUCGACCCUACGAAUCAUGUUCUCUACUCCAAUCGUUCCGGCGCAUAUGCUUCCCUUAAGGAAUACCAGAAAGCUCUAGACGAUGCUGAGAAAACCACCGAAAUAAAACCUGACUGGGCAAAAGGCUGGGGACGGAAGGGAACUGCUCACCAUGGCCUUGGUGACUUGAUUGGGGCCAAAGAUUCCUUCGAUGAAGCCCUCAAACUUGACCCGUCCAAUGCACAAGCCAAGAGCGGUCUCGAGGCUGUCAACAGAGCAAUUGAAGCUGAAGCCCGAGAAGACGGCGCUGAUCUUGGUGGCGGCGGUCUCGGUGGUCUAGGAAACAUGUUUAACGAUCCUCAACUUAUCCAGAAGCUAGCAAGCAACCCAAAGACGGCUCCAUACCUUGCCGACCCAACUUUCGUUGCUAAACUUCAACGCCUGGCCCAAAAUCCUCAAGAGAUGGGCCAAGAACUCGGUGAUCCCAGGUUUCUGCAGGUCAUGGGUGUUCUCCUCGGGGUUGACAUGCAGCUGGGUGGCCAACCUGGUGGUCCCGACGUUAGUGCCGGAAGAGACGCCGAACAUGAGGAAGACGUUCCCAUGCCUGAUGCUCGCUCUCAAUCCAGUUCUGCACCACAACAAAAGAGAGAACCCGAACCCGAACCGGAGCCAGAAGAUGAGGAAACCAUUGCAGCUAAGCAGGCAAAGGAAAAAGCCGAAGCGGAAAAGAAGCUGGGCACCGAAAAUUACAAGAAGCGCAAGUUCGACCAAGCUAUUGAGCACUAUGCCAACGCUUGGGACUUACACAAGGACAUUACUUAUCUCACUAAUCUCGGUGCCGCCAAGUUCGAAAACGGCGAUUAUCAGGGUGCUAUUGAGGCAUGUGAGAAGGCUAUUGAGGAAGGUCGUGAGAUUCAUGCCGACUUCAAGAUCAUAGCCAAAGCAUUCGGCCGCAUUGGCUCCGCCUAUGAGAAGCUAGGUGAUCUCUCAAAGGCCAUCCUCAACUACCAGAAAUCCUUGACCGAACACCGUACUCCCGACAUUCUAGCCAAGUUCAAGGCCGCAGAGAAAGCACAGAUCAAGGCUGAAAAAGAUGCCUACAUCGAUCCUGAGAAGGCUGAAGAAGCUCGACUCUUGGGCGCCCAAAAGUUCAAGGAGGCAGAUUGGCCAGGCGCCGUUGACGCUUAUACAGAGCUCACCAAACGCGCACCGGAGGAUCCCAGGGGUUAUAGCAACCGUGCAGCAGCCCUGAUCAAACUCCUUGCUUUCCCAACCGCCAUUCAGGAUUGUGACGUUGCCAUCAAGCUGGACCCCAAGUUCAUCAAGGCCUACCUGCGUAAAGCACAAGCUCUUUUCGGUAUGAAGGAGUACAACAAGUGUCUUGAUGUCUGUACUGAGGCAGCGGAACAUGACGAGGGAGGUAAGAAUGCCUAUGAAAUUGAACAACAGCAACAGAAAGCCCUUGAAGCCAUGUACUCUGCACGCCAAGGCGAGACUGAAGAAGAGACCAGUGCCAGAAUCCAAAGAGAUCCUGAUAUUAUGCAAAUUCUUUCUGAUCCUAUCAUGCAAUCGAUCUUACAGCAGGCCAAAGGUGAUCCGCAAGCCCUUAAUGAGCAUAUGAAGAACCCUGGCAUUCGCAGCAAAAUCCAGAAGCUCAUCGCCGCCGGCGUUAUUCGCGUCGGUCGGUGA